GGAACCUUUUGCAGAUUUUCCUUUUAUGUGCUGCUGACUAACAGACUGUUACCACUCAUGGGACUUGAUGGUGGACAAACAGGGUUCUUUAAGACCUUAAAAGAACGAAACGUAGUGUUUAGAACAGUGAGACCUAGGGGUUCAGGAUAUCUCAGGUAUCCCAGAGUGCUCACGGUUAUUUCAGCGUAGGGAACACGACAGCCAAUCUGCACUCGGCGAACUUCCGCUAAGGCCUCACGCACCCCUCUGCCCCCUGACAGACCAUGCAGCGUGAGAAGCUGAAGUGUAAGAACCUGCAUGAGUACAUGAGGAGCCUCACCCCCAGCAUCCUGGACAAACUCUACAACCAUCCAGCAACGUGCCUGGCUGUCUUCAGGGAGCUGCCAGCCCUGGCUCAGAGUUACGUCAUGCGCCUGCUGUUCUUGGAUCAACCCUUGCCCCAGGCUGCCGUCACCUUCUGGGUGAAGAAGGAUAACCAACGAGAUCACGAUGAGUGCAUGAACAUCCUGAUGGGGCUUCGACUGUGGCAUUCCCAGCAGCUUCCUGGUGGACUCCAGGGCCUGGUCCUAAACCCUAUCUUCAAAGAGAACCUGCGCAUUGCACUUCUUGGGGGCGGCAAGCCCUGGGCAGAUGACACCAGUCAGCUGGGACCUGACAAACAUGCUCGAGACAUCCUUUCCCUGGACAAGUAUGCCAUGGAGCGUUGGGAGGUGGUUCUCCAUUUCAUGGUGGGCUCCCCCAGUGCAGCAGUCAGUCAGGACCUGGCUCAGCUUCUGAUUCAAGCCGGACUGAUGAAAAGCGAAGCAUCUGAGGCUCCCUGCAUCACCUCAGCCGGCUUUCAGUUCCUCCUGCUCGACACGUCCUCCCAGCUCUGGUACUUCAUGCUGCAGUACCUUCAGACAGCCGAGUCUCGCAACAUGGACCUGGUUGAGAUUCUAUCCUUCGUGUUCCAGCUUAGCUUCUCCACACUGGGCAAGGAUUACUCAGUGGAAGGAAUGAGUGACUCCCUGCUGAUGUUCCUGCAGCACCUGAGGGAAUUUGGCCUCGUCUUCCAGAGAAAGCGUAAGUCACGACGAUUCUACCCCACUCGCUUGGCCAUUAACCUGGCAUCUGGAGUGUCCAGCAGCUCGGUAGAUGUGCACCGUCAGGGAUUCAUCGUUGUGGAGACAAACUACAGGAUCUACGCUUACACCGACUCGGAGCUGCAGCUGGCUCUCAUCGCGCUGUUCACCGAAAUGCUGUAUCGCUUCCCCAACAUGGUGGUGGCUCAGCUCACCCGAGAGAGUGUGCAGCAGUCCAUCGCCAACGGGAUCACUGCCGAGCAGAUUAUCCACUUCCUGCGGACGAGAGCCCACUCGGUCAUGAUGAAGGAGAAUCCAGUGCUACCUCCGACAAUCACCGAUCAGAUCAGACUGUGGGAGAUGGAGAGAGACCGAUUGAGGUUCACUGAAGGUGUCCUGUACAACCAGUUCCUCUCCCAGGUGGAUUUUGAGCUCCUGCGGAACUACGCCCGGGAUCUGGGGGUCCUGGUUUGGGAAAAUCCCACCAAGAGGUUGAUGGUGGUUACCCCGGGGGGACACCCUGACGUCAAGCGGUUCUGGAAGCGGCAGAAGCACAGCUGACCGUCCGGGAGGUUCCUCGCCGAGGAUCGCUGCUCGCAGACAUAAUCCGGGGGGGAGAGAGAGAGAGAGAGAGAGAGGGAGGGAGCGCCCUGGAGCGACUGACCCACAUACAGCACCACGUUCCUGUUUUCUACGUGUCGUUGGCGGCUUGUUUCUCAAUAAUCUUUAAAAGAAAAAGAGGCAGAGAAGAAGUAAAUAAAGAAAUUUGGUAUUAAAUCUCACUCGGCAUGGCACAAAUCUCCCACCCGCAAGCCCCGGGACUGCACCCCUGCUGUGUGGAGGCGGAAAAUGCUGGAAUUCCUCAGGCGCAGUGCUGUCAUCUGCAGGACUGUUAACAGCGGGAUGUUCUGGGCACUGGAGCUGAAAUGCUGCCCCGGCGGCUGGUGGAGUCAGGAUUCAAUAAAGAAUCUGGAAUUAAGGCACGAAUG
Molecule: messenger RNA, 2050 nt
Organism: Stegostoma tigrinum
Lineage: Eukaryota; Metazoa; Chordata; Chondrichthyes; Orectolobiformes; Stegostomatidae
Gene: gtf2h4
Product: general transcription factor IIH, polypeptide 4
Exons: 15
Coding region: 264-1622 (452 amino acids)
Biological process (GO): nucleotide-excision repair
Cellular component (GO): transcription factor TFIIH core complex; transcription factor TFIIH holo complex
Molecular function (GO): double-stranded DNA binding; ATPase activator activity
Source: RefSeq, a predicted model, not a curated record